This is a messenger RNA of Hemisphaericaspora subhashii, 1608 nucleotides long. RefSeq names its product ammonium permease (gene MEP1). The record is from RefSeq and is a predicted model, not a curated record. Gene Ontology annotation, biological process: ammonium transmembrane transport. Gene Ontology annotation, molecular function: ammonium channel activity. Lineage: Eukaryota; Fungi; Ascomycota; Pichiomycetes; Serinales; Debaryomycetaceae. Gene Ontology annotation, cellular component: plasma membrane. The transcript has a single exon. The coding region runs from base 1 to 1608 and encodes 535 amino acids.
AUGUCAGAAGGAAUAAUAACAAAAGUCUUAUCAAGACGAGAAUUAUUCACCCAAGAUGCACAAUAUAAUCAAAGCUUUGUGCUUCUAUUCACAAUAGCUUCAUCUGUGAUCUGGAUCAUGAUACCCGGUUUGGCAUUUCUUUAUUCUGGGUUAGCAAGAAGAAAGUCAGCAUUAGCAAUGAUUUGGAUAGUUAUAAUGUCAUCAUUCAUUGGAGUAUUCCAAUGGUAUUUUUGGGGUUAUUCAUUAGCCUUUUCAAGUACUUCAAAUGGAUUUAUUGGAGAUUUACAUUAUUUUGGAUUUAGAAAUUUAUUAGGAGCUACAACUACCGAAUCUGAUUAUCCUGAAAUUGCCUUUGGAUUAUUUCAAUUACAAUUCUUAUUAGUCACAUUAGCUAUUUUAGCUGGUGGAUGUAUUGCUGAAAGAGGAAGAUUCUUACCUGCCAUGGUUUUCUUAUUCUGUUGGGCCACCGUUGUCUAUUGUCCAGUUGUUAAUUGGAUUUGGGGUGGUGGAUGGGCCGCUAAUUAUAAAUCAGGUGUAUUGGAUUAUGCUGGUGGUGGACCAGUUGAAAUUCUUUCCGGUGUUUCUGCAUUUGUAUAUUCCGCAUUUUUGGGUAGAAGAAAUGAAACUUUAAUGAUUAAUUAUCGUCCUCAUAAUAUUUCCACAAUCUUUUUAGGUACUUCCUUAUUGUAUGUCGGUUGGUUAUUCUUUAAUGGAUUCUCAUGUGGUAAUCCAAGUUUAAAAGUUGCUUAUAGUAUGAUGAAUACUCAUAUCUGUGGCGCAUUUGGUGCUAUUUCUUGGUGUCUUUUGGAUUUCAGAUUAGAAAAUAAAUGGUCCAUGGUUGCUGUCUGUUCUGGUUGUAUUUCCGGUUUAGUUGCUGCCACUCCAUCUUCAGGUUGUAUUCCACUUUGGGCUUCUGUUAUCUUAGGUAUAACCGCAGGUGUUGUUUGUAACUUGUCCACUAAGAUUAAAUACUUAUGUCGUGUUGAUGAUUCCCUUGAUGUGUUAGCUGAGCACGGAAUCGCUGGUGUUGUUGGAUUAUUGUUUAAUGCCCUUUUUGGUUCUGCAACCGUUCUUGGUUAUGAUAACGUUACUGAUCAUGAAGGUGGUUGGCUCGAUCAAAAUUGGAAACAAUUAUAUAUUCAAAUUGUUUAUAUCCUUGCUACCGCUGCCUAUUCUGCUGUUGUCACUGCCAUCUUAUGUUUUGUCAUCAACAAAAUUCCAGGAUUACACCUUAGAAUUGAUUAUAAUGCUGAAGAAGUUGGUAUUGAUGAAGAUCAAAUUGGUGAAUUCGCCUAUGAUUAUGUUGAAGUCAGAAGAGACUUCUUAGAUUGGGGUAAUCCAACCGUUAAUCCAACUUUACAAAACCUGAUUAUUGAUCAACACGCAAGUAUGGUAGUUGACGGAACUCAUUUAACUAUGGUAUCAUCCAGAAGACCUGAAGUAUACGAAGCAACUUCAUUAGCAUCACAUCAUGAAAAUAUCACCGACGAAAAGGUUGAUCUUGAGCAUGACCCACAACCAUAUACUCCAAGAGAAAAGCAAGAUCAUCAUAACCAACAUAAUCAACAACAUACUGAGGUAGAUACCUCAUCCAGCAGUCAAUCUUAA